GGUGAACUGCAAAACUCAAUCUUAAACGAAGCUCCUUUUUCAAAGAACAGAUCAGCCCAAACUUCAAGCCCAAUAAACAGAGGCCUUCACUUCAUCUGUCCAUUCGAUCGGAGAAAAGUUGCUCAAGUCAAGUUUUCUCCCGCCCCGCCAUAUCUCACCGCCUUCAGUGACAGCCGGCAAUAAUUUGUCAAAAGGUCUUAAGUCUUUUGCCUGAGCGGCUGAGCCUUUUCCUUUUUUCCACUCUUCCCUUCAAAUACCCAAAAAUCGCUAUCAGUUUAGUUUCAAUGGCUACGGCCUCAGGUUCUCAAGAUCAAAGAAAACGCACUCUAGAAGCAUUGGAGCGAAGGUUUGCCGUCGCUAAAGCCGAGCUUCUUCAACAACAGAAGAAGAACAAAAGGACAUGCGUUGAGGAAGUUGGAAAAGAAACUCUUGGCAGUGAUCCUUCUCGUCUCAAUGCAUCCAUUGCUUCCUCCUCCAAUUCCUCAACAAAGAAAGGAAAUUUCUCCUUCUCGGGUCCCUCCACUUCGCAAGAUGUUGAAGAAAAUGGUCACGCGUAUUCCCAGCUCUCGGAACCUAUACAUGAGAAUUUGGUGCCAGCUAAUUCCAAGUUAUCUAACAAAAAAGGAAGCAUGGCUGAUAAGAUACUGCAUGAGCUUCUUCAAAGUGGGGAUUCGGCUCAGAAAUAUAUGCAAGGAACUAGAAGUAUCAAAAUUGACAAUUGGAUCCUUCUUGAUAAUUUCGUACAAGGGCAAGUUAUGUCUACAGGCUCUCACAUCAGGGCUUUGAAGAACCACUCUAAGCGCUCUAAAAGGCACAUGUCAAUGAAACAGCUUAAGAAAUCUGGAGUAUUUAAGUUGCCUCAAGCUAUUCAAAAGUUUGAUGCAUUUAAACCAAUGCAUGAAAUGUGGAAAGGCUACAUGAAUCAACUUCUUAAAAUUACUGGGAAAAAUCAGUUGGCUCAAUGUCUUUUUGAUGCAGAUCUACAUGGUGCUCUCAUUCUAGUGGCCAAGUGUAAGGUAACUAGUUUCACUGGAGUGAGUGGUAUUAUGAUUCGUGAGACUGCAGAAACAUUUGGUAUAAUUACCCAAGACAAUAAAUUUCGAGUUGUGCCCAAAAAGUUAUCUGUCUUCAUAUUCCAAGUUGAUUGCUGGAAAAUUACAUUACAAGGGGACAAACUCACUUCAAGAAACUUGGUCUUAUGAUAUUUAUGUUAAACAUCCCAUUUGAGGUGUUUCUUUUCAUUCAAGUUAGAUAGGAGAAUAUCAGAAAUUUUGUAGCAUUUUUAUCUUAAAAGAGAAUUUAUCAAAAGAAGAGAAUUGGUGUUCCUUACAGACAGGUUUUCCUAUGAAUAUGGUUAAAGCCAUACUUUCAUUGUUUUUUAACCUGAUGAAGCUUCUAGGAUUUUAUGGUUAUGGAAAAAGUUUGAAGCUGUACAGUAAAAAAGGGAAAUUUUGUAUUAUUCUUUUGUUGCAUCAAAUGUGAUAAAUUUUCAUAUUACUUAUUGCUUCUGGAUUUAGAUCUUUUGAAGCUAGGAAAAUCGAAAACUUAUGCUUAAGUAAUUUCCAGGCAACUGUACACUAGUACCGCAUCCUUUCUCCAUUUUUCUAUAGGAUAAUUGAUUUUUCCUUUUCUCUCGUGUUUGUGUUUAGUGUGUCAGUGUGCAUGAAUGGAAGGUUUUGAGUUGAAAAGCUGACAUGCUAAGUAAAGGGCGAAUGGAAAGAGGGACUGGUUCAGACUCUAGCUUUUGGGCAAUAAGUUUUAACUUUCAAGCGCCUUCCAAAAAAAAAAUGCUGAAAGGCCAUAUUCAAAACCCAUUUGCAUCUUUAAAUUGGUUCUAUUCAUGUUUCAUCCUGUUACCUUAAGUGACACUGCAACCAUGGAAAUGUACACAAGCAUGUGUAUAAAUACAG
Molecule: messenger RNA, 1910 nt
Organism: Durio zibethinus
Lineage: Eukaryota; Viridiplantae; Streptophyta; Magnoliopsida; Malvales; Malvaceae
Product: ribonuclease MRP protein subunit POP4
Biological process (GO): tRNA 5'-leader removal; rRNA processing
Cellular component (GO): ribonuclease MRP complex; ribonuclease P complex
Molecular function (GO): ribonuclease P RNA binding
Source: RefSeq, a predicted model, not a curated record